CUCUGAGCUUGUUCUCUUUUUGCUUGGAUGUGUUUCACAGCCGAGUUCACAGUGAUGGGUCCUGCUCACCCUGUCACAGCUGCCGUGGGUGAGGCCAUCGAGUUACCCUGUCACCUGUCCCCCAGGAUGAGCGCUGAGAACAUGGAGGUGAGAUGGUUCCGAUCGGAGUUCCUUUCCUUUGUGCACCUGUACCAGCGUGGGAAGGAUGAAUAUAAAGAGCAGAUGCCCGACUAUCAGGGAAGGACGGAGCUUUUGAAAGCUGGUCUCUCAGAGGGCAACGUGUCCUUGCGGAUUCUUAAUAUCAGACCAACAGAUAGAGGACAAUACCGCUGUUUUGUUCAAGAUGGUACUUUGUACGAAGAAGCCCUGUUGGAACUGAAGGUAGCAGUUUUAGGUUCCAGUCCUCUCAUCUCUGUUCAGGGUCACCAGGAUGGAGGAAUCCGGGUAGUUUGUCAGUCGGCCGGUUGGUACCCAGAGCCCGAGGUGCUGUGGAGAGAUCACAUCGGGCACCUUUUAACAUCACUGUCAGAAGCAAAAUCUCAAGUGGAUAAUGAUCUCUUUGAAACAGAAAAUUCUAUUAUUAUGAGAGAACAAGCAAACCAAAGCUUGUCUUGUUGCAUCAGGAACACCUUUCUCAAUCAAGAAAAGGAAUCGACAAUUUAUAUAGCAGAUUCCUUUUUCCCGAGGGUGAAUCCCUGGAUGGUGUGUCUCAGUGUGAUCCUGCCGGUUUUGUUUGGUUUCAUGGGCCUCACUGCUUAUCUAUUUAAAAUAAAAGGGAAACAGCAUCAAGAAAUCA
Molecule: messenger RNA, 796 nt
Organism: Pelodiscus sinensis (Chinese soft-shelled turtle)
Lineage: Eukaryota; Metazoa; Chordata; Testudines; Trionychidae
Source: RefSeq, a predicted model, not a curated record